UUGACAUAUGUUGCAUACCUUUGUUUCAUAAAAACCAGAAAUACCCUGUGAGCAUUAUUGGUUUUACAUAUAUCCAGAUGGAAAUGAUGAACACAACAAAUCUUAAACCUCAAAGUGAUUCACCAAAGAAUAUGAAUCUUCUCGACCCUGAAGAGUUCAAGAGGCAAGGUUACAUGAUGAUUGACUUUCUUGCUGAUUACUAUCGAAAUAUCAAUAGCUAUCCCGUUCUAAGUAACGUGGAACCUGGUUAUCUUCAAAAAAGAUUGCCAACUUCUGCCCCAUCACACCCAGAAUCAGUUGAAUCCAUACUGGAAGAUGUGCAACAGCAUAUCCUCCCUGGCAUCACACACUGGUUGAGUCCCAACUUUUAUGCCUACUUCCCCAGCACUAGUAGCAUAGCAGGGUUAAUGGGAGAGAUUCUAAGUACUGGAUUCAAUGCUGUUGGAUUCAAUUGGGUGUCAUCACCAGCUGCAACUGAGCUUGAAACUAUAGUCAUGGAUUGGCUUGGACAGGCUCUAAACCUCCCAAAAACCUUUCUUUUCUCUGAAAAGAAUGGUGGUGGUGGUGUUUUGCUAGGGACAACAUGUGAGGCCAUUUUGUGCACACUAGUUGCUGCAAGAGACCAAAAGCUUUCCCAAGUUGGGAAGGAAAAUAUUUCAAAACUUGUUGUGUAUGGCUCUGACCAAACACACAGUGCACUUCAGAAAGCAGCUCAAAUUGCUGGAAUUCAUCCCCAAAACUUCAGAGCCAUUAAAACAAAGAGGUCAAGUGCAUUUGCUUUGACCACUGACUCUUUGCUCUCUGCUAUUCUUCAGGAUCUGGAAAAUGGGUUGAUUCCUUGUUUCUUAUGUGCCAAUAUGGGCACAACUGCAACAACAACCAUUGAUCCUAUAGGACCAUUAUGUGAUGUGGCAAAAGAGUAUGGAAUCUGGGUCCAUGUUGAUGCUGCUUAUGCAGGUCCUGCUUGCAUUUGCCCUGAGUUUCGCCAUUGCAUUGAUGGAGUUGAAAAGACAGACUCGUUCAGCUUCAAUGCUCACAAGUGGUUUCUAACUGGUUUAUCAUGUUGUUGUCUUUGGGUGAAAGAUCACACUGCCUUGAACAAAUCUUUGACAACAACUCCUGAAUUCUUGAGGAACAAGGCUUCUGAAUCAAAGCAAGUGAUUGACUACAAAGAUUGGCAGGUAACCUUAAGCAGGAAGUUCAAUGCUCUCAAAUUGUGGUUUGUUCUUCGAAGCUACGGCAUCGAAAAUCUGAGGAACUUCUUUAGAAAUCAUGUGCAAACUGCCAAAACCUUUGAUAAGCUAGUGAAAAUGGAUGCAAGGUUUGAAAUUGUUGCCCCCAGAAGUUUCUCUCUGGUUUGCUUUAGGAUUUCACCAGUAGCAGUUGCUAAUUGGAGGUCCAAUGGUACAAAUUCUCAGUACAAUGGGGAAAUUAUGAUCACUGAAGAUUUGGUGAAUGAAAUCAAUCAGAAAUUGCUGGAUUCAAUUAAUAGUUCAGGCAAGGCAUACAUGACUCAAGGUAAGGUUGAAGGAGCUUUCUUCAUCAGGUGUUAAAUUGGUGGCACCUUAACAGAGGAACACCAUGUGAUUAUGGCAUGGAAAUUGGUACAAGAACAUACAACUUCUUUGUUGGGACAUUCUGGAACAUACUAAUUAUGCUUCCAUUCAGAUUGUCUGCUGCCUCUACUAUAGUCCAAAUAAAUCGCUUAUGAAAAAAACAGUCCAAAUAAAUCAUUAUAAAAUCCUUAAAUAAAUAAGCUAUUUAUUAUUUACAAUAAUCCUAGCCAUUGAUUGUAAAAAUCAAGGGCCUAUAAUUAUGCAGAGGGAGUGGUAAAGAAUAUCUGCAACAGUAGAGGAUCCAAAUUGGCACAAGUGGAACCCCUUUCUCUCUAUUGUAAUUUUUUUUUCCUUGUGGUGAGUGAUUGUAUUGUAGGUUAAGGUCUUAAGGAUAAAAGUCCUUUUCAUAUUUAAGGAGUGUUCUCUUGUGAAAAAGAGUGAAUAAGAAAUAAAUCUUCUAUAUA
Lotus japonicus is the source of this 2020-nucleotide messenger RNA. RefSeq names its product tyrosine decarboxylase 1-like. The record is from RefSeq and is a predicted model, not a curated record. The coding region runs from base 78 to 1553 and encodes 491 amino acids. Gene Ontology annotation, biological process: amino acid metabolic process. Gene Ontology annotation, molecular function: pyridoxal phosphate binding; carboxy-lyase activity. The transcript has a single exon. NCBI's taxonomy places the organism in Eukaryota, Viridiplantae, Streptophyta, Magnoliopsida, Fabales, Fabaceae.